This is a messenger RNA of Adineta ricciae, 1503 nucleotides long. NCBI's taxonomy places the organism in Eukaryota, Metazoa, Rotifera, Eurotatoria, Adinetida, Adinetidae. The record is from the annotation of a GenBank genome assembly.
AUGGUCUUACCAACUUUACAUUCACAUUAUGCCAGUAGACAUUUGGCAACACCUCAACAGAUUAUUCAACGAAAACAAGAAAUAGAAGCUGAAAAAAAAGCUCAAUGGGCUCAAACAGCGAAUUAUUUUAAGACUCAAACACGUCAUAAUUCGGUACACAGCCAUUGGACAGCACCCACUUCAGCUGUUUUAAGUAAUGAAGCACAUCGUGGUCAAAAAGAAAAAGAAGAGAAAUUAAAUCGUCUAGAACAACGUCGUAAUCGUCUUGCUGCGAUUCUUGAAGAAGAAAAACUUCAAUUCCAAAGCGAAUUGUUGUCAAUUCGUCAAUCAGCACGUGAAUCAGUACCUGAUAUGAAAAUGCGUGCUGAAUCUCUUCGUUCAGCUCGCGAAAAAGAACGUCAAACUGUUGCUGAAGAAAAACUUUAUGAACAUUGGAUAGCCAAUGAUCCUGAUUUGCGUUCAAUUGAACAGCAAAAAUUAGAAAAUCUUCAACCAGAAUAUUGGUCUGAACAAUUGAAUGAGAGACGUUUGGCACAGAAGGAGGAAGAAGAGGAGAAACAAAGAUAUCAACAAGAACUACGACAACGAUUGGAUGAACAAGAAAGAUACGAACAAGAAGAACAAAACGAGAGAAAACGAAGAAUCGAAGAAUUGAAAUAUAUUUUGCAAGAGCAAAUGGAAGAACUCAAAGAAAAAGAAGAAGAGUCUGAAGUGUUAAAACAAGAAGAAGAACGCCUUUUGCGUGACCAGUGGGAAUUAGAUCAGUAUGAAGAAGAAAAGAAACAAAUGGAAAAACGUUAUAUACAACAAGAUUAUGGUCGACAACUUUUACGCCAACAUAAGGCAAAAUUACAUAAACGAGCAAAAGAAAUUCAAGAACAAUUGGAAUUGGACAUGAAAAUUCUUUCAUCGAUUGCUCAUGCUGAUGAAGAAAGUCGUAUGGAACAAUCUGAGCAACGUGAACAAUUACGACGCGACGCAUUACAUAUGUUAAAACAAUUUCAACAACAAAUGAAAUUAGAAAAAGAAAAAGAGCAAGAACUUGAUGCAAUGUUUCAGGAAGAAGCUGCGAAACAAUGGGCACGUCGCGAACAAGAAUGGGAUCGUGAAAGAGAAUUACGUGAGAAAUUGAUGCGACAAGUGAUGGAUGAACGACAGGAACAAGUAAUGGAAAAGUUACAAGCACUCAAAGAACAACAACAAGAAACAUAUGAAAAACGACAAGCAUUAAUAUCGGAGAUGGAACAAGCAAGAAAAUAUGAUUUGAUAGAGAAACAAAAACAAGUGAAAGAGAGAGAAGAUAGAAAACAAGAUUUACAAAGACAAAUCUCGAUUGUUCAACAAGAACGAGCACAAUCUCGAUUAGAUUUAGAAAAACAAGAUAUAAUGGAACGUGAAGAUAAAAGACAAAUGGAUGAAUUAGUACGAAAACAACGAGCUGUUAUUUCUGCAACAACCGUUGAACCUAAAUUCUAUGGUCGUCGUCGAGCUAAUUGGAAUUAA